AUGGCACCAUUCGAAUACCGCUUACCUAUUAUGUUGAAGUGGCAUGUUCUGUUCAUGCAAGUAGGCACUUUUCCAUUCGACAAGCAAAGCUGCCGUCUUCUCAUUCUGUCACUGGCUUUUGAAAGCAGAUUCAUGACGAUGAAUGGAAGCACUUAUCAACUUGGCCCUUCUCAGAUGCAUGGAAAUGGUGAAUGGGAUGUGACUGGGAUAGAAACGGCGAGCUCAGUUAGUCGAGAUGUGGAGAUUUUCGGUUUUUACAUUUAUGUUAAACGGGUGCCCAACUAUUAUGUCUAUGUGAUCGCUCUUCCGUGUUUCAUUUUGACCAUGCUUUCAAUCAUUGGAAUGUUCUGGACACCGAAUCACAAAGAGGAGCAAUUGGUUAAGUUGAGUAUCGGUUUAACGAGUCUCGUCUCGAUGACUCUUCUCUUGGAUAUGCUCUCAACAGCAAUCCCGAAAACGGCCGCUUUUCCACUAUUGGGUAUUUAUGUGAAAACCUACUACUGGGAUUGUAGCUGCUCGAAGAUUCAUGUAGCUGAAUACGAUGGAUGUUCGAGUGUCGGAAAACAAGACGAUAGCAGCUGGUGCUGUUCGGGAGAUCUUUGCAAUUCCGGUAUCUUGCCGGAUGCUGAAGAAAAGCCUAAAACCCAG
Molecule: messenger RNA, 648 nt
Organism: Mesorhabditis belari
Lineage: Eukaryota; Metazoa; Nematoda; Chromadorea; Rhabditida; Rhabditidae
Source: the annotation of a GenBank genome assembly